UAAAUGAAUACUUAUAUAAUUUUCCCUCUUUUUAAGUAAAAAAUUCACUUUAUUUCCUUUUUUAUAUUUUAGUAGUUAAAUCAAAACCUUACUCAUUUUAUUAAAUUUUAUAUUCAAAAAUAAUUCUUUAAACCACCAAAAUACAACCAAAUCCAUCAAAUUCAUAACCCCUCCUUUCCCAAAAUCCCCUACUAGUACUACUACUAUAUCCCCAUCUUCCCACCUCACAUACACACAUUACACACUACAUGAACAACAACAACAACAUGGCUCCCACUCCAUUGAAUUAGUCCAAGAAAACAACACCCCACAAAAAUUCAAACCUCAAAAAACCUCUGUGUGGUUUUUUUGUGAGGUUUUUGAGGUUAUCAAGAAUGAAGAGAAUCUUUAUUUUCUUGACAUUCUAUGUUUACAUUGUUACUUUGACUUCCUCGGAUAUUGUCUCGGACAGAGGUACUCUGUUAGCUAUCCGAUCUGCACUUCGUGGUCGUUCGUUAUUGUGGAACAUUACAAGUCCAACAUGUUCAUGGCCAGGUGUUAUUUGUUCACGUGAUAAAAACUCUGUUGCUGAACUUCAUUUACCUGGUAUGGGACUUUCUGGGGAAAUCCCUUCAGGGCUAUUUACAAAUCUGACAAAGUUGAAUUUUCUUAGUCUAAGGUACAAUGCACUUUCUGGUGUUAUUCCAGAUGGAGUUUUUUCAUCUCUUACAGGUUUAAAGAAUCUGUAUUUACAAAAUAAUCGAUUUACUGGUCCUGUACCUGAUUCGAUAUUCGGUUUGACUGGACUGGUUAGGCUUAAUUUGGCUCAUAAUAAUUUUUCUGGUACAAUUCCGGAAUCUUUUAAUAAUUUGAGUGGUUUAGGUACAUUGUACUUGCAGGGGAAUUCGUUUACUGGUGAGAUUCCGGAGUUGAAUUUGCCUAGUCUGGUUCAGUUUAAUGUGUCUGAUAAUGGUGGAUUGAAUGGAUCCAUUCCUAGUAAACUUUCGGGUCAACCUAAGGAAGCUUUCUUAGGUACUUCACUUUGUGGGAAGCCACUUGAUUUGUGUGAUGGUAGUGGUAGUAAUAGUAGUAGUGGUAAUGAGAAAUCGAAAAAAAGUAAACUUUCAGGUGGUGCAAUUGCUGGUAUUGUAGUUGGUUGUGUUGUUGCUUUGCUCUUGUUGGUUUGUUUGUUGUUUUUGUGUUGUAGUCGAAAAAGGAAUGAUCAAGAAUCAAGAUCUGCUAAUGUUAGUGCUGUUAAUAAGCAAGUUGAAGUCGAAAUUCCUGAAGAGAAAGGUGUUGAUAAUAGUAAUGGUGGGAAAGAUGGAUUCAUGGGUAGCGCGAUUGCGGCUAUUGGUGGUGGGGGGAGAGAUAAGGAUAAAGGGAAAGCUGAAGUUGUUGUAAAUGAUGGAAAAAGUUUGGUGUUUUUCGGUAACGUAGGGAAAAGUUUCAACUUGGAUGAUUUGUUGAAAGCUUCUGCUGAGGUUUUGGGUAAAGGGACAUUUGGUACUGCUUAUAAAGCUGGUUUGGAAUCAGGGAUUACGUUAGUCGUGAAGAGAUUGAGAGAUGUUACGGUACCUGAGAAGGAGUUUAGAGAGAAAAUCGAAGAUGUUGGGAAAAUGAAUCAUGAGAAUUUGGUUCCUUUGAGAGCUUAUUAUUAUAGCAGAGAUGAAAAGCUUCUUGUAUAUGAUUACAUCUCAAUGGGAAGCCUUUCUGCGCUUUUACAUGGCAAUAAAGGAGCAGGUAGGACACCGUUGAAUUGGGAAACAAGGGCUAGCAUUGCUCUUGGAGCUGCACACGGAAUCGCCUACCUUCAUGCACGAGGGCCCUCGGUUUCACAUGGCAACAUCAAGUCAUCCAACAUCCUCCUAACCAAAUCAUACGAGGCCCGUGUUUCAGAUUUUGGCCUUGCUCAACUCGUCGGCCCAUCAUCAACUCCCAAUCGCGUCGCAGGUUACAGGGCACCAGAGGUAACCGACCCUCGUAAAGUCUCUCAGAAAGCAGAUGUCUACAGCUUUGGCGUCUUGUUGUUGGAACUCCUGACGGGGAAGGCUCCUACACAUUCGAUUACAAACGAGGAAGGUGUUGACCUCCCAAGAUGGGUGCAAUCAGUGGUACGUGAGGAAUGGACAGCCGAAGUCUUUGACCUCGAGCUCCUUAGGUACCAAAACGUCGAGGAGGACAUGGUUCAGCUCUUGCAGCUAGCAGUUGAUUGCACUGCUCAGUAUCCGGACAGACGCCCCUCAAUGUCCGAGGUCACUAGUCGCAUCGAAGAACUCUGCCGUAUCGAUUCUGGAGGUGACAUAAUUGACAAUGCAGAAGCGCUAAAUGAAUGAAAUUGAUCAAGAAAAUAGUUUCAGCUCAUUAUUUCCUUUUUGUUUUUUUUGAGCAUUUUAAUUUCUUUGUUCAUUCUUGGAGUUCUUCACUGAAGAUUAAUUGUUCAUUUUUAUUUUUUGAAUUUAUUUUUCAAGUAGAAACAAAGUUUCAUUAAGAUCGUUGAAGUGGAGCUGUUCUUUUUUCUUUUAUUAGAUAUUGAUGUAUUCUUUUUUAAAAGUGUGAUGAACUGUAUAAAUAAUUGAGAUGACCCUGUAGUUACAACUCAUUUUGCAUAA
Messenger RNA from Capsicum annuum, 2588 nucleotides. Its product is annotated as probable inactive receptor kinase At1g48480. Bases 375 to 2312 code for a protein of 645 amino acids. NCBI's taxonomy places the organism in Eukaryota, Viridiplantae, Streptophyta, Magnoliopsida, Solanales, Solanaceae. The transcript has 2 exons. Gene Ontology annotation, biological process: protein phosphorylation. Gene Ontology annotation, molecular function: ATP binding; protein binding; protein kinase activity. The record is from RefSeq and is a predicted model, not a curated record.